GGAAUUGCCCCGGGAGAGACGUGAAAGAGACGCGGUCCACGGCGCGUGCGAGCAAAAAUUAAAAGGAAAGAGAUAGAGAGAGAGAGGGUGUGAGAAAAGGAAACCGACGGGUGGCGGUGUUUUCCGUCGCCGGAUAACCUUGGAUCCACGCGCAUACGCCGGUCGACGUCGUCUUCGUCAUUCAGCCGGCUCGACGUCUCACGCUCGUCUCGUUCCAGCCCGUCUAUUUGCGGGAGUGUCGUCAUGGCGUCUACUUCGCUGACCCAGCUCUUGGCCCUUACCCUGGUGGCCUUCGCCUGCAACUUGGCCGCUGGACAGCAGCUCGAAGGUCCCCGGUCGUGUGACCCGAGCACCGAGGUGUGGAACCCCAAGUGCAAUGCCCACUGCGAACCCACCUGCACCGAGGGCGACCUGGUUCCGUGCAGCCGCUCCGGAGGACCAGCAGCCGCACCGCAGGGUCGCUUUAGCGAACGCAUCUGCCGGCCGAAGUGCAACUGCAAACCAGGCCUGAUCCGGGCCACACGGGGCGGUCCGUGCGUGCCCCGGGACCAGUGCGGCGCCGCGGGCGGUCAGUGCAAGCGCAACGAGGAGUUCCGCGACUGCGGCUCGGCCUGUCCCGCCGUGUGCGGUCAGAAGGCGCCAGAGGCGUGCACCGCCCAGUGCGUGCCCGGAUGCUUCUGCGCGAGGGGAUACAUCCGCGACAAGAGCGGCCUCUGCAUCCCCACGGCCGCCUGCAGGGGCGGUCGAGGCAGUGGCAGGCCUGGCAGGCAGCGUAACAUCAUUAGCAACCAGCACCCGCCCACGCACUUCUUCUGAGCACGUGCUUCUGCACCGAAGCUCUUCUCUUUUUUUCUUCUUUUUUUUUCUCAGAACGAGAGGGACGACGGAAGCGCCCUGUCGCACGCGCACUGUCCAUCGAACUUGGCCGGGAUUCUCGACUGGCAUAAUGUAGUGAUUCUAUUCCAAUUCUUAUCCGUUUCUGCGCUUCGUCAGUGGGCCGCGCACCGCCUGUGCGUUACCAACAGGGUCGACCUGUCGUGAGCAGCGGAUGAUAAGAAAGGAUUAGAGUCUAGUGAAAGGAAUCCUUACAUUACACCUGCUCAGCAGAUGUCGACUGCUCGCGAUGAACUUUUGACUGAAUCACCGACUGCGAAUGUCCACAGUAACGCCAUCAGAAGGGGGAGGGGGGCCUUGCGCCGCCCUGUAGCCGCCUAGACAAGAGAGGGAGGUAAAGAGACAGAGAGAAAUAGAGGAAAGGCAGGGAGGUUAGCCGGAACGAAUUUAGAUGGGUUAUCCUGCGCAACAUCCAGGUAUACCACCCUGGACGCCUCUGAACACUGCCAUGCACAAAAUAAUUUCAGGCGCCAAAGCUGGUCUCGCUCGGCCCGGCUUAGUGAUAUUGGCAUCUAGCGUGUGACGCAAUCAGCGCCACUGUUAUAGAGAAAGGGAGCGCGUGCGAAACGUUUAGCUAUAUCUGGAGAGAUUAGUCUAGCAACUGGCCCUGACGUGCUACUCCAUGGGAAAAUGCGAGGAGCAGCUCCCAGCAUUGAUUACUGUAGAAACAGGCCUUGAAGACGAGCAUUAAUGGACAAGCUCGAUGGACAGUGCGUGCAAGCCCUUUGUCGUUUCGGCUGGCUGCACCUGCCGUGCAACCGCCACCCUCACUUCUGAUAACUGUAUUCGUAAUAAAAGUCGAGGACUAGGCACUCUC
This is a messenger RNA of Dermacentor andersoni, 1711 nucleotides long. RefSeq lists its product as uncharacterized. Lineage: Eukaryota; Metazoa; Arthropoda; Arachnida; Ixodida; Ixodidae. The record is from RefSeq and is a predicted model, not a curated record.